This is a messenger RNA of Fusarium verticillioides 7600, 393 nucleotides long. RefSeq lists its product as hypothetical. The record is from RefSeq and is a predicted model, not a curated record. Bases 1 to 393 code for a protein of 130 amino acids. The transcript has a single exon. Lineage: Eukaryota; Fungi; Ascomycota; Sordariomycetes; Hypocreales; Nectriaceae.
AUGUAUUGUACUUACGGCAAUAAAAUGAUCGACAGGUCCUGGCACCAACUUUCAAGCCACGCCACGAUUGGCUUCGUCCGACAUUGCUACCUCCCGAAGUCACACAUACCUCACGCUUGGGCUCAGCUUCAGUCCCAAGCAAAGCAAGCAAGCACCCUAAGCAGCAUUUGCUCCGGUCUUGGUCCUCUGUUGCCAGGCCGCGGUUGUGUACAGAAAUCCGAAAAUUGUUGUCAAUGGUCUAGGAAGUUCCGCCAAGCUACUAUCUUGUCCCGAGAGCAAAGCCCCCCACUGGAAUUCGGGGAACUCAAGCCCCGCUCCGAGCGGCGGAACAAGUUGAAAAUUGUAUAUUCAUUCUCUGGACAGAGUAGACUAUGUACAGUUACCUUUCCUUGA